AUGGAUGAAACGACUAUUCGAUCUGGUAUAUUAAAUGAAAAGAAGAGGUGGAGAAAUUCUAUUUGAUUAAAUUAUAAUUUCAUUUCUUAUAAAAAAAAGAAUUAUGUCAAUAAUAUUAAAGAGAAACUUGUCAGUAAUAUGUUGAAUUUUUAGAUAAUUAUGGCAUUUUAUGAUUCGAAUUUUUGUGUUGAUAGUUAGUGAUAAAAUUGAGCUGUGUUUACUUUAUUAACCAAGAAUAAUUAAUUAAUAUUAUUGAUCAUUGCAACAAUUUAGGCUUUAUUGAAUAAUUCAAAAAAAUACUUCAAAAGUAAUUUUACUCGGCAUUGUUAAUUAAAAUUAAAUAUAUUUAACCCUAUGUUAUAGGUGUAAUAGUAUAUAUUACAGUCUUAAAUAUAAUUCAAUCUAAUGUUGUAUGUGAUUUAAUCCUGCAAAUAUGCUCCCAAUAUAUUAUUUGUAUAAUUUGCGGGAAAAACGCAAUUAAAUUCCAUAUAAUUAAAUCCUAUAUUAUGAUCUCCAGUAUAUCCAAUAAUACCAGUACUAAAAUCCCAAAAUAAUUACGAUAUAUAUAGUCAACAGUUAAUCACAAUAAUGUCUACGGUGACAAAUAAACGUGGCGAAUCUCUCUGGUUGCAGGCAAAUCACCGUUCUUCCCAAGUUUGGAGGACCAGAGCGGCACGCUGCUAGAGGAUCCAAACGCGGCGAGUCAGCUCGAUGGCGUCGGGGUUGGCGUCGGUGUGGGCGUGGGUGUUGGCGUCGGAGUCGGUGUCGGUGUUGGCGUGGGCGUCGGGGUUGGAGUCGGCGUCGGUAGCGGCAUAACCGGUUCUCAAACGGCACCGCUCUCAUCGCCGAGUCGGAGCAGUCCUCACAGUCAAGGUAGCGAGACUGGAGAACGCUUCUCUAGGAAGGUGUUCGUUGGUGGUCUGCCACCGGACAUCGACGAAGAGGAAAUCAAAGCCAGUUUCCGUCGUUUCGGAUCGUUGGUCGUCGAUUGGCCCCACAAAGCAGAGAGUAAAUCCUACUUUCCACCAAAGGGCUACGCUUUCUUGCUUUUCCAGGACGAAGCGUCCGUGCAACAGCUGAUCGACGCGUGCAUCCAAGACGAGGAGAAGUUAUAUCUGUGCGUGAGUUCGCCAACGACCAAAGACAAGCCGGUGCAAAUUCGACCGUGGCGAUUGAGCGACGCGGAUUUCGUGCUGGACGCAUCGAUGCCGUUGGAUCCGCGGAAGACGGUGUUCGUCGGUGGUGUACCACGGCCGUUGAAAGCCGUCGAACUAGCAAUGAUCAUGGAUCGGCUUUACGGAGGCGUGUGUUACGCCGGUAUCGAUACAGAUCCGGAACUCAAGUAUCCAAAGGGAGCCGGUAGGGUCGCUUUCAGCAAUCAGCAAAGCUACAUAGCUGCCAUAUCGGCCAGAUUCGUUCAGUUGCAACACGGCGACAUAGACAAGAGAGUCGAAGUCAAACCGUACGUUCUGGACGAUCAAAUGUGCGACGAGUGUCAGGGACAGCGUUGCGGGGGCAAAUUCGCGCCAUUCUUCUGCGCGAACGUUACCUGCCUACAGUACUAUUGCGAGCACUGCUGGGCGACGAUUCACUCGCGGCCAGGUCGCGAGUUUCACAAGCCGUUGGUGAAGGAGGGUGCGGAUCGACCUCGAGCCGUGCCGUACCGCUGGUGUUAACCCCAGCUGCGUUGUCCCUAAUUAUCUCGCAACCCUAGCUAAUUAACUACCACU
Molecule: messenger RNA, 1730 nt
Organism: Heterotrigona itama
Lineage: Eukaryota; Metazoa; Arthropoda; Insecta; Hymenoptera; Apidae
Source: the annotation of a GenBank genome assembly